AUGCGAGUCCACACCCGUAGCUGAUGAGAGGAUUUGGAAGUGAUUAAGGGCUCGGAAAGAGAGUGAGUAUUUAGAUGAGAGGAUUAAGGGCUCCAAUGGAGUCGACUGGAGAGAGGAUGCUCGAAGCUGAGGAGAGAGUGAGUAGCGCGUAGCCAGAGAUGGGUUUUGGAGUGUGAUAAAGAAGUCUGAUAAAGAAAGUGUUAGAAACGACGUCGUUUCUAAAUUUCGGGGGAUUAGGGGGAAACUUUUUCGAGUUCUCAAACAUUUCCCUUAAAUUAAUUAAAUGUCUGUCCCCAGUCUCUGUCUCUCUCAUAUCUCUUCACUUCUGUAGAUCUUUAUAACCAAGCCUCAACAAUGGAUGAAAACACUUGCUUCCCACCAAUGGAUGAAAACACUUGCUUCCCACCAGACUCAGACCUCGAUCUCAGCUUCACUAGCUGCACCUCCACCACCACCACCACCACCGCCACCGACCGCACAUUCGCCUCUUCCAGCGCCCGCAGCAGCCUCACCCUCAGCUUCAAUGAAUCCCGCCUCUCCACCACCUCCACCUCCGUCGCCGCCCCAUUCCAAUCCCUCCACCGCCGCUCCCACCGCAAAUUGGACCCACAUUGGUCCGCCAUCAAAACCGCCUCCACUCUCUCCUCCGACGGCUCCCUCCACCUCCGCCACCUCAAGCUCCUCCGCCACCUCGGCACCGGCAACCUCGGCCGCGUCUUCCUCUGCCGCCUCCGCGACAACGAUCACUCCAACUUCGCCCUCAAAGUCGUCGAUCGAGAUUCCCUCACCUCCAAAAAACUCUCCCAUAUUCAAACCGAGGCUGAGAUCCUCUCCAUGCUAGACCACCCUUUCCUCCCUACUCUCUACGCCCGCCUCGAAGUCUCUCACUACACCUGUCUCCUCAUCGACUACUGCCCCAACGGUGACCUCCACUCUCUCCUCCGCAAACAGCCCGGUUACCGCCUACCGAUCGAAUCGGUCAGGUUCUUCGCGGCUGAGGUCUUGGUGGCUCUCGAAUACCUCCAUGCUCUCGGCGUCGUUUAUCGAGAUCUGAAGCCUGAGAACGUUUUGCUACGCGACGACGGUCACAUCAUGUUGUCUGAUUUUGACUUGUGCUUUAAAGCAGAUGUGGUCCCCACGCUUCAAAGCCGUAGAGUCGGCGGCGCAACCAGAAGCCGGAGCUGCGGCUGCUUCGUUUACCGGCAACCGGAAGAGGAAAUGGUUGUGAGCGAGUUCGUUGCCGAGCCAACGACGGCGUUUUCGAGAUCUUGCGUUGGGACCCACGAGUACCUGGCGCCGGAGUUAGUUACUGGUAAUGGCCACGGUAACGGCGUUGACUGGUGGGCGUUUGGGGUGUUCGUUUACGAAUUGUUGUACGGGACGACGCCGUUUAAGGGGGGUAGCAAAGAGGCCACCCUGCGCAAUAUAGCGUCGACCAAAGGUGUGAGGUUCCACGUGGCGGAGGGAGAGGAGGACUUGGGAAUGGCCAAGGCUAAGGAUUUGAUAGAGAGGUUGUUGGUGAAGGACCAGAGGAGGCGGCUAGGGUGCGCCAAGGGUGCGACAGAUAUUAAACGUCACCCAUUUUUUAACGGAAUGAAAUGGCCGUUAAUCAGGACUUACAAGCCACCAGAGGUACGUGGGCUUGUUGUGAAGAAGGCUAAGUCGCACGUGAGUCACAUGAACGGGGCAUCAUCGUUCCCCAAGAGACGGCGUUGGAUGUGGAAGGGCCUUAAAAAUUUUAUGAGAAAAAGUUUGGGGUCUAAGCGCAAUUUAGUAGAUUCUAACCAUAACUACUAUUGUUACAGUAAUAUUAGUAGUAAGAUUAUGAAAUCUUCCUGAGACUUCAUUUGUUUUUUUUGUGCUUACUUUGAGUUAUUGUGUAAAAAGAAAAGGUGAGAGAAAAUACAAGUUUUGGAGGACUUUUUUAGUUUUAGUUUUUGAUUUUGUUUUGAGAGAGAAUUGACAGUUCAUGUAAAUGAAAAGAAAUUAAGAAAAUGAAGUUUAAUAUUGAAAUAAUACUGAUCUGUAUUUUUCUGAAAA
Camellia sinensis is the source of this 2040-nucleotide messenger RNA. RefSeq names its product serine/threonine-protein kinase WAG1. Gene Ontology annotation, biological process: protein phosphorylation. Gene Ontology annotation, molecular function: ATP binding; protein kinase activity. The record is from RefSeq and is a predicted model, not a curated record. NCBI's taxonomy places the organism in Eukaryota, Viridiplantae, Streptophyta, Magnoliopsida, Ericales, Theaceae.